AACCCAUCUUUAGAACAAAGAAGUUUCGUUUCUGUUUCACCUAAUUUAAUGUCAUGUGAAGUUCUGAGAAAAACUUAUUAGGCGGACUCAUAAGGCCUGGAUGCCAGCUACAUCUCUAGAUGGAUGGUUCCUGUUACUUGAUUACUCAUGACUCAAAAAUGGUCUGAAAUUUCCAGACUACAGACACUGUUACAACAAACACAUAAAUACACACACACACACAAAAAACAAACAACCAAAAAACAAACAAACAAAAAAAAACUUAUCUAUAAGAAAGUGGAUGUGUCUUCUUCACCUCAGUCUGACACCAUGCAAACUUUUUGCUCAGUUUUCUUUCAUCAGCUUCUUUGAAGGGUGGUUAACAGUAGUUGCAAGUCACAUUCUAAGUGAUGGGUUGAGGUUCAAUUGGAGUAUGACACAGGAACUCUUUACUCACUCACACAUGAAGUGCUGAACGUGGUGAAUUAAACCAGUGUGACAGCUGGCCGAUCUGCAGCAAAAUGUGUGUGAAAAAGAAGAAGAGACUAAAGGUCACCACAGAUUGGCUCCUACACACUUUACACUUCACGAAAGCGGCUCGAAGAAAAGUUCCAUUUGAAACAAGAAGUGCACUCGGCCAAAUGUAAAGAGGCAAAAGAGGUGUUGGUUUCUAGUGAACUACUGUUAUAUUAUAUCUAUAUUAUACUAUUAUAUUUCCACCAGUAAAGGUUUUGUAAAUUCAUUAAAUUCAUUCAUUUUAUCAUGAAAGCACCGGUCCUAUCUAAUUUGUGCAUGUUAAUAUCUUAAAAAUAGCAGAACCCUCCCUCCUUCCUGUGAAAACCAAACCUGCAACACUUUUUUUUUUUUUUUUUUUUUUUCUCAACAUUUCCCUUUAAAGCAUGCAGCCAGGCUUCCAGAGGUUCAUUUCUUUCAUCUGCAGGCUUGCCACUCAACAUGAAAUGCCACUUCAACGGAACCGCGCUGAUCAGCGUGCUCCCUCCGCUGCUGGCGACAGAGUUUAUUUUGGGAAUCGUCGGGAAUGGCUUCGCCCUGUGGAUCUUCUGCUUCCACAUGAGGCCGUGGAAGAGCAGCACGGUGUUGCUCUUCAACCUGGCGAUGGCCGAUUUCCUGCUCAGCAUUGCCCUGCCUCUCCGUGCCAGCUACUACAACUCCGGGAUCAACUGGAAGUUUGGACCCGCCCUGUGCAACAUCUGCCUCUUCAUGCUGGCGCUGAACCGCAGCGGGAGCACCUUCUUCUUGAUGGCGAUCGCGUUGGACAGGUACCUGCGGGUGGUGCAUCCCCAUCACCCCAUCAACUCUUUGAGCGUCUCCAAAGCCGCACUAGGUGCGAUUGGCAUGUGGUUUGUCACCGCUCUGAUGACGAGUCACAUCUUCACUUUAGAGCACAACACAACCUACUGCGAGAGCUUCAUGGUUGAGGUCAAACCCCAAAGCAAUUUCACCUGGCACAGGUUCGAGUUCAUCUUUUCCUUCUACGUGCCACUGUUCGUGAUCCUCUACUGCACGUUCCAAAUCAUUGACCACCUGAGGAAGAGACAGCUGGCUCAGCAGGCCAAGAUUAAGAAGGCGCUCUACUUCAUCAUAGCGGUCGUGGUGCUCUUCGUGGUCUGCUUCCUCCCAAGCAACCUAACGCAGGUACUGAUUUGGAUCAAGAGCCACAAGGCGCACGAAUCCGAAGUCUGCGCUGACCUGGAGGACUUGACCUCGGCGUUUUACGCCACCAUCUGCAUGACCUAUCUCAACAGCGUCCUGGAUCCUGUGGUCUACUACUUCUCCAGCCCGGCCUUUAAGAACAUCUGCAGGAAAGCUCUGCACCUGCCCCAAGUCGAGACCGUUGAAAGUACAGAGAAGAAAACUCGGGAGACGGGAUCCCAGUCGAUCAGCCAGCUGUGAUCACAAAAACCAAUUUGGCACGCAGCUUCACACCCAGCGUCAGAUUAAAAGCUUUUAAAAAUAUUGCCUCUGAUGCUAUAUUUGCAUCUCUUAUUGUAAUCGGGUGUACAUUAACUGCACUUUAUAGAAACCGCCUUUGCAAAUUGUGGCGAUUAUGUGAUAAGACUAAAUGCUGCAGCAGCGCGUGACAGCAGCAGCAGCAGCAGAUACCUUCGGGUGCAGCGCAAUAUCUGGUUAACUUGAACUCACAUUCAGUAAACAUAAGCUACUUCCCGAACCAAAGCGUAAAAAACAAACUCAGCUGCACAGGGUUUCUUGAGUAUAUGUUUUUGUUAUUCUCUAUAUACACAUGCCAUGUAUAGUAAUUGCUCCGUAUCGUUUUUUUCAAAACAUCCGCUAUUGCCAUGUUCUGUCAUUUCCACUCUUUUGCUACUUUGUAACUGAUGUUAUCUGAAUAUAAUCUAAAUAAAAUAUUGUCGUAAGAAGACAACAUAAUGAGCUGUGUCACAGAGUAUCAGUUCUUAAUUACCUAAAUGGAUAUUGAGCUUAUAUGUUACAUGUUUAGGGUGGUUAAUUUGUUCAAAUUAAUAAUAAUAAUAAUAAUAAUAAACAACGUAUUAUUUUCAUCAUGAAAAUGUUGUACUUUUUUGCACUUGUGAAAUCUGAUUGCCCAGAAGAUGAAAUGCAUGUAAGUUCUUUGGAAAAAAA
This is a messenger RNA of Mugil cephalus (flathead mullet), 2601 nucleotides long. RefSeq names its product hydroxycarboxylic acid receptor 2-like. Gene Ontology annotation, molecular function: G protein-coupled receptor activity. Lineage: Eukaryota; Metazoa; Chordata; Actinopteri; Mugiliformes; Mugilidae. The coding region runs from base 934 to 1893 and encodes 319 amino acids. The record is from RefSeq and is a predicted model, not a curated record. Gene Ontology annotation, biological process: G protein-coupled receptor signaling pathway. The transcript has a single exon. Gene Ontology annotation, cellular component: membrane.